AGGAGGAGGACGGAGCCCGUGGUGGAGAGCACGGCCGCGGCCGGGGACCACGGAACCUUGAGGAGGAGUCAGUCCGACAGGACAGAGUACGGCCAGAAGUUACAAGAAAAAAUGGCCCCACAGGUGGGGUCCUCACCCCCUGCCACUUUGCUGCAGAAGGACGAAGAACAAGUUAGCAGAUGCAUGAUGGCCAAGAGGGUGAAAAUCAUUGCAGAACUCAUGCAGACAGAGAAAGACUAUAUCAGCAACCUGGAUCUCUGCAUCAAGGAAGUGAUUCAGCCCCUGAGAAACAAGCAGAUUGCUCGCUUUGACGUGGAUGGCUUGUUUAGCAACAUUGAAUUGGUCCAUCAAGUAUCAGCCAAACUGCUGUCGCUGUUGGAAGAAGCCACGACAGAUGUGGAGCCACCCAUGCAAAUGAUCGGGGAAGUGUUCUUGCAGAUUAAAGGCCCACUGGAAGACACAUAUAAAAUCUACUGCUAUCGCCACGAUGAUGCACAUGCCAUGCUGGAAUCCUAUGAAAAGGAUGAAGAACUGAAGCAGCAUUUAAGACAUUGUGUACAGUCCUUAAAAAAGAUAUAUGAGGAAGAAGGAAAGCCAAAUCUAAUGGACAUGGGAUCCCUGAUGAUCAAACCAGUGCAACGGGUGAUGAAAUAUCCCUUGUUACUCUCUGAACUCUUGAAUUCAACUCCCGCUUCCCACCCCGACCACAAGGUGCUACAAGAUGCUCUUUUUGCAAUGAAAAACAUUAAUGUGAACAUCAAUGAACUUAAAAGGAGGAAAGAUUUAGUGCUGAAGUAUAAGAGGAAUGAUGAUGAUGAAACCCUUAAAGAAAAGUUUUCCCGACUGAAUAUCCACUCCAUCAGUAAGAAAUCCAAGAGGGUCACCAGCCAUCUGAAAAUACUGACGGGGGGAGAACCUCAGGUAAAAGAUCGAACUUUUAAUAAGGAAGAAAAGUUGUUUCGAAGUUUAGAGAAGACUGUGAAAUUGUGUGUGAAGAAUAUUUCACUUUCCUCACAACAUCUACAGGAUUCCAUACAUCUGGCUGCACAGAAUAUAACUGGGCUUCAGGAAAUCUUGCAAGACAAAGAUGAAGUCAACGACUGUUUGAAAAAACAGAACACUGCAAAUCUCUGCGAGGACCUUAUGGCUCAGCUGGACAAGCUUGUUUUGACUCCUCUCUUGGCACUACAAGCCUUGUUUUCAGGCCCACAGAAGCUCAUCCAGAAGCGCUAUGACAAGUUGUUGGACUACAACAGCUACCUUCAGAGGUCAACAGGAGAAGAGCUGGACCUGGCAAAGAAAGACUAUGAGGCUCUAAAUGCACAGUUAGUGGAAGAACUUCAGGUAUUCAACAGAGCAGCCAAAAAGAUUGUGUUGAACUGCCUGCACUGCUUCAUCACCCUCCUUAGGAAUAUUAUGUCUGCAGCACUUCAAUCAAAUUCUGUUGUGGUGGUGCCUGUUCCACUGUCUUCCUCAAGCAUCUGUGAAGUGCAGAAUCAGUUGAUGGAGGAGGUUCACAAGCUGAAUUUUGUAAAAGAAAACAGCAGUGCAACCUUUAUUGAGAGAAAAUUGAGCCUGGAAAAAAAGAAAUCUGUCCCCUCUCCGCUCGAAUCCCCACGUCAAACAGAAGGUCACAGGUCCAAGCUGUUGUCUACGUACAGCACAGACUUGCUAUACCAAGCUAAGCGCAAGUGCAAUGCCACACAGGAAUUUGAUAUUGAUUUACAUGAAGGAGAACUGGUGGCUGUUGUGGAGCAAAAGGACCCCUUUGGAAGUACAAGCAGGUGGCUUGUUGACACAGGGA
Antrostomus carolinensis (chuck-will's-widow) is the source of this 1804-nucleotide messenger RNA. It is a transcript of the gene ARHGEF38, whose product is annotated as Rho guanine nucleotide exchange factor 38. Gene Ontology annotation, molecular function: protein binding; guanyl-nucleotide exchange factor activity. The transcript has 12 exons. The record is from RefSeq and is a predicted model, not a curated record. Lineage: Eukaryota; Metazoa; Chordata; Aves; Caprimulgiformes; Caprimulgidae. Gene Ontology annotation, cellular component: cytoplasm. The annotation marks the transcript as partial.